AUGAGGGCUGUUUCAGGAAUUGUUGUGUUCUUUUCCCUGGCAUGGAUGUCAAUUGCUAAACCCCAGCCUCCUCCACUGCCUUCAUCUUUCUUUUUGGAGACCAGUAGCAGACCUGGGUUUCCAGUGACUCCUGUGACUCAGCUAGGUGUUCAAAAUGCUAGUGAUCUUCCUGUGAGACAGACGGUUGUGAGUCAGAGUGGAUUGAAUGGACAGCAAGGAGAUUUUGGAUUCAAUAGAACCCUAGGCAGGCCUUUUGGUCAGGAUGUGUUUGGAAAUCAGACCCCUGGUAACCUGGGAGGUGACAGGUUCAAUCAGCAACCAUCUGAUAGGUUCAACAACCAACAGCCUGACAGAUUUAGUGACCAACAGCCUGACAGAUUUAAUAACCAACAGCCUGACAGAUUCAACAACCAGCAGCCUGACAGGUUCAACAACCAACAACCUGACAGGUUCAACAACCAACAACCUGACAGAUUCAACAACCAACAACCUGACAGAUUCAACAACCAACAACCUGACAGAUUCAACAACCAACAACCUGACAGGUUCAACAACCAACAACCUGACAGAUUCAACACUGACAGACCAAGUAGCUUUCCUGGUGACAGAUUCAACCCUCAAGCAGGCUUCAACAAUGACAGACAGAGACCCCAACAAGGCCCCUUCAGCACCACAGACAGAAACCCAUUCACAAGCUCCACUACUGGUUGGUCAUCAGAUAGACCAUAUUCUGGAGACAGAGGCAGACAACCUACAGGCACUGACAACAACCAGAGGUACAACCCAUUGUACCCCAACAGUGGUCUAAGGCCAGAUGGUACCUUUGAUGAAGGGGAUCCCAGGAACAUUGAUGUGUCUGUACCAGAGCCUUACAAUGAAGACAAUGAAGUUCAGGAUCCAAAGACCUUGAGAGGUGACAAUGGUGGUAUGUCUGAAUUUGCUGGUGUGCAGCAUGGGAGCCCCUUCAAUCCUGCUUUCAAUCAUGGAGAGUCUAUUUUCUGCAUGAACCUAUUAACUCUUUCAUUGGCUGUCAUUUUGGCAGGUGCUGUUUGAGCAAGGUGAACUUACCACUGUGAUGUCCCCAGUGAGACAUGGAGUCUAGUUACUCAGCAUUGUUACUUUUUGAGGUUUUAUUAUGUAUUUAUGUUUGUUUUGAGUCCAUUUUUAUAUCAGCACUAGUGUGUAUGUGUGUGUUCUAUUGGCAUUCCAGAGCUUAAUUUGUGCUAAUGAGGAAAGGAAUCAAAAAAUUAUUAUUCAGAUGAGA
Molecule: messenger RNA, 1264 nt
Organism: Notodromas monacha
Lineage: Eukaryota; Metazoa; Arthropoda; Ostracoda; Podocopida; Cyprididae
Source: the annotation of a GenBank genome assembly